Molecule: messenger RNA, 6639 nt
Organism: Helicoverpa armigera (cotton bollworm)
Lineage: Eukaryota; Metazoa; Arthropoda; Insecta; Lepidoptera; Noctuidae
Gene: da
Product: daughterless
Exons: 14
Coding region: 357-2198 (613 amino acids)
Biological process (GO): regulation of transcription by RNA polymerase II
Cellular component (GO): chromatin; transcription regulator complex
Molecular function (GO): protein dimerization activity; DNA-binding transcription factor activity, RNA polymerase II-specific; RNA polymerase II cis-regulatory region sequence-specific DNA binding
Source: RefSeq, a predicted model, not a curated record
GUGAGCGGCAAUCGGCCAUGGCAAUUCAGUAGUAGCCGCGACGCCACGCCGCGCGCACGUCCGGCGCCCCGCGCCGCUCCACGUACAAACUUCGUGUGAUGUAACAAAGUGGCCGUGUUAUCUCGUGUUGACGUUAGUGCUAGCAUUGUCUCGCGUGUUUACGUUUCCAUAUGAUUGUUCUAACCACGCUUUACAAGGUUGAAACUUAAACACACAUAACCUAAUUUAAAAACAAGUGAACAUUAAAAUAAAACAAGUGAAAAACAAAACGAACGCAACAGUGAUUCAAACAAACCAAAGUGAUGCGUCCAAACAAAUGCAAGAAAUUCAAAUUCAAAUGAUUCCAUGACGUCACGAUGGCUCUCAGGCAUGAUGUCAGCACCAUGGAGGCAGCAUACCUCCCAGCAGAACCGCCACCCAUCGCAGAAAUCAUCUACGAACCACGUGACUUAGCUUCCGAAUACUUCAACACAUUCAACCAAAUCUGUGAGAACUAUAGAAGUGAUUCUGAUGUGAACCUUCGGCAAACCUCGGACAGUCUUCGGCUGUCCUCGGAAAUCUUAGACGGUGUUCGCUCCGAAUAUGUUAGUACUGACUUUACAAGUAAAGACUAUGAUGUGAACGCUUCAAAAGUGUUUUCUAGUGCGAAGGACGAACAUGUGUUUCAAUUUGGACAGCCUGAUGCCUCGGCCUUGUUGAGGCAUAGGGCGAGGAGAAGAUAUAAUGAGGAGCAUGGUCUUCAGCCUCCAGCUACUACUAGUCAAGAAAGUGGGUACGGCAGUGAUGAAUUCGGCCACGACUCCCCGAGCCGGUACGCGUCGCCGAAAGGCGCGGGCGCCGGGGCUCCCUACCAGGAGGCGUACUACGCGGGCGGGGAGUGGGGCGCGCCCUACUACCAGCCGCCGCCGGCGUACCAGCACGACCCCUAUGCCACUUCUCCAGGCAUAGCGGGCGCUCCGGUGGGCGAGGCGGGCGGCGGCGCGGAGCUGCCACUGCCGCCGAUGUCGUCGUUCCGCGCGGCCGCUCCGCACCACUCGCCCACAGACCCCAUGCUCGUCGCCAAGCCGCCGUUACAGCCUAUGUACGGCGGCUCCGGCAGCACGCCAGUAGGUGCGGCCGAAGCCGGCAGCCUCUCCUCAUACGGUUCGUCGCCGUCCACGCCGGUGCACUCCCCGCCGCCGCUGCACGCGCGGCUGUACCCGCCGCUGAAGCACUCGCCGCAUCCCCACCCUCACGCUCAUCAUGUUAUACACCACAAUGGACAGCAAUCAAACUGGGUAUCCUCAGGCGUGUCCUCCCCGCCGUCCGGCUCGACGCCGCACGCGCCCCUGCCGCCGCUGCCCAACGGUCACCACCAGCCCAUGCCCGUGUUCCCACCUUCGGCUAUGGUGAGUGGCGCUCCGGCCGAGCAGCGUCAGCUCGACGAGGCGAUGGUGUUCCUGCGAGAUCACAAUGACUGCGGAGCGCGUAUGGAGGAGCGGCUGGACGACGCCAUCAACGUGCUGCGCAACCACGCCGAGGCGCCCGACCUGUUCCCGCACGAGCUGCCGCAUCCCAUCGCCACGCACCAAGCGCCGCCAGUGUCGCGACUGGGCGUGGGCGGCGCGUUGCCGCAGCUACACUCGGAGCCGCCCAUCAAGAUGGAGCGGCACGUCUUGCCUAAUACCAAGAAACGCAAAGAGCCCCCGGACUCGGGCGUGGAGUCGAAGCCGUCGUCGUCCGGCUCGGCCGACGCGCUCGCCGCCAAGCCGCCCAGCUCCAAGCGCUCCAGGCGAUACUCGACCAACCCCGCCAUGCCCAGCUGCUCGUCGGCCGAUGAGGAUGACCUCGACCCUGACACCAAGGCAGCUCGCGAGAGAGAGAGGCGACAGGCCAACAAUGUUAGAGAAAGGAUAAGAAUACGAGAUAUAAACGAAGCACUGAAGGAGCUCGGCAGGAUGUGCAUGACCCACCUCAAGAGUGACAAGCCACAGACCAAGCUUGGUAUCCUGAACAUGGCCGUCGAGGUCAUCAUGACGCUCGAGCAGCAAGUCAGAGAACGUAACCUAAACCCGAAGGCGGCAUGCCUGAAGCGGCGCGAGGAGGAGAAGGCGGAAGAGGCGCCCAAGCUGCUGCCCGCGCCGCUGCAGCACUACCAGCCCAUGCCGGGCAUGGGCCAGUUGCCCGGGCAGCCUCCCUCCGGAGCGCCGCCGCAAUAGCGACGCGCCGCGCGCUAGCUACGCACUGCGACACGCGACACAAUCGUGCGACAUCGCACGACGCUGCGACAAACGCACCAACUUGCGACACAUAGCUGUCGCACGAGCGACACACUUGAAACGGGCACGUGCACGUGAGAAUACAAACUGUUGUGAAUGGGUAAUAACUGUUUAUGUUUAUGAGAUAAAAAUCAUACGAAUUUUGCAGAAAUAUGGUCGUAUUUUUUAUUUAUUUUGUUAUUAGUAAAAAAAAUGGGAGAUUAAUGAUUUUUCAGCCGUAAUUUUAAGUCCCGUAAGGACGUAUUCUUUUUUUUAUUUAUUUAUCAUGGUUUUUGUUUAAAAAUUGGAUAUUUAUGAGUUAAAAAAGAAAAUAGAAUUGAACUCGUCAUAAUUUCCAGAGUAAUGUACAGGCUGUUGUUUAUUUGUUCAUCAAAAUAAUCAAAUGUAUUACAUGAUUUUUGAUUGUUGUAAAAAGAUCUGAAUCUUGCAUGAAAUUUAAUUGUGCAUGACAAUCGGUAUUUGUUUAAUUGAAUAAUACAUAUACAUUAAUUAAAAUUGUCAGCCUGUAUAUUUUUAGAAAAUUUUAUUUUAUAUAAACAUUGACAGUUGUUACCCAUUAAUUUUAAUACUCGAUAUUAAAAAGAAGAGAGAUAUUUUUUGUAAACCAAUCUCGCGAUGCCACGUGGGCCAAAAUCGUUGCAUUUUAUUUUUUCUUAUUAUUUUUGAAAGCCCGUUGAACGGGAGUGGGAUACUGUCUUCCCGUCGGAAGAAUGCCAUAAGUAAAAGUUUACAUUUUACUUUAUUUAGUAAGUUUUAUUUUAUUUUAUAAGUACACACUACAUUAGCAGGUUUUUAAUGAAAAAUCAAUCUUAUUUUUGUGCCCAGUGACUGUUGGGUUUGAGUUGAAAAUUACCGUUUUUUGAUAGAUUUUUUUGGCUCUCUAUAAAAUAUUCUGGAAUAUAAUCUUUUAUUGAAUGUUUUUCUACUAUUUACAAAUAGAUCUUUAGUUCUUUUCAUUCUUUUUCGGGUAAACUAUUGGUCUGUUUGUAAAUAAACUUUCCUCUUGAUCUAAAUGAUUAAAUUUUUCUCUAUUUCACCUAACUAAUAUCAAAAUAACGAAUUUAAAAAUCAUGACAAUUUACAUUUAAAACUUUGAACAUGACGGGACGGCAAUUACAUCACUGAACAUUUUGUAUCUUUUUCUACCCAUCUCUUACUCUGGCACCAUCAGAGUCCGCCUUAAAUAAUGGGUACUAACUGCUGUCUGCUGUCAUCGUUAUUACGUCAUCACCGGUCGUUUUCAACUCAACCUCAGCUAAAAGCCUACAUCGGACAAGAGUUCCAAAGAAUUAUUUAAAUAAAACUAAAAUUUAACUAAAAAUAACUAAAAAAUUGUAAACAGCAGUGCGUAGUGACUUAUAUUUCGGACUCUUUAGUACAUAAGUGUGUAUAUUACUAGUAUAGAAAAUAGUUUUAUAAAAAACUUAACAUCAGACGACAGAGAAGAUUUUUUAUGUCUUAAAUCCAAAGACAUAAUCCAUGUAAAAUAUUAACUUAGUAUAUAUGUAUAGGUAUAUGAUAGGUAUAAAGAAUUGAGAAAAAAAUGAAAGAUAUUUUUAAUUACGAUUUUUUUUUGUAUUUUUUCUCUAUUUCGCUGCCAUAGACACCACUUCACCGCUUUUUGCUGAGUUUAAGAAGCUAGACAAUAAAUAAAACGGUUUGUUGUUUUGUUAUCCUUUCUCGAAAACAAGUGGUGUAUAUCUUCAUGAUAUUUUUUUUGUAAAUUUGUGAAAAAAAAUGAUUAAAAAUGAAGGUAGUGAUUGUGCUUGAUAAAUAAUGAAAAAUACUUAUGAAAAUAGUACUUAUUGUAUAAUAUUGUAAUGGAGGUAUUUAGAUUGGUGAUCUACAAAUUUACAAAAGGAAUAUUAUUAGUUAAAAUAAAUAAAAUAUGGCUGCUAACUUAAGAUUGUACUUAGUGACACUUUUGUACCGAAACUCCAGUGAGUCAUUGACACUAAAGCUGUUUUUUGACAUAAUUUUGGAUAAUUACCGCGGUCCAUCUACGAGCUAAACGUAGUAUUAUAUUAUUUUUAUUAUAAUUCUCUUUUUUUUAGAAUAUAUUCGGUAGCUAUUCGCCUUGAGAUCGUAAACUUAUGCAGUUUUUUGUGUAAGUUUUUUUUAUAUUAUUUUGUUUUUAUUUUUCUUUUAAAUAUUUGUCAUUUGCUAUUUUUUCUGAGACAGAGAAACAGUGACUUUUACGAAAUAGAAGAAUGGCAAAUGAGAUAAUUUUUUAUUCCGUUAUCAAGAUGUACUAUUUUAUGUUUUCAAACUUGCAAUUUUUACGAUUGAACUGCCUAAAAGUUGAAUGAAAUUGAUAUGUGUAAUAUGAAAUAAAAUCUGGAAUAUUUGGAUCAAACUGUAUUUAUUGAAAAAAAUCAAUGCGCACAAUAUAGCCCAACAAAAAACUCGUCAAAAUUGCAAGUUUGAUAAUCAAAAUCACAAUUUGAUUAUACCCUGUAUAUAUUCAUCAAAAAUUCUAUAUUUUAGAAACCCGCUCAUUGAUUCAGUAAUAAAUCGAUAUCUGACUAUUUUGAUACUAAAUUAUGAUUGUUAUUAUAUUUGAUGACAUUAUUAUGUUUUUCCGAAACGACUAUAAUACGUACUUUUACAGUUGCUCACGUAAUGAGUAUAGUAUAGUAUCUUUAGUUGUUUCGAGUAUAUGUCGGGGUUAGUCGAUUUUUUACGAUUAUCGAGUCAUGAUCACAUCACUACACAUAUUUUCGGGCUGCAAAAUUAAAAAAAAGAUGAUUUAUUUAUUUGGUAUUAUGAAUUUUAUGAAAGUUAAAAAAUAUGUGGAUUAUUAUUUUUUUUAAUCAAAGAUACCAGUCACAUGCUCGGUAAUCAAGAAAAUCCGAUUAAAAGUUCGUCAAAAUUAUAAAAUUUGAACAAAUUGUUAAAAUUCGGGAGUUAACAUUUUGUUCCGAAGUUUAUAGUUUUGUCGAACUACCCGACAAAUCUAUCCAUCGUUUAGUUUAGACUAAAUAGUACUCUGUAUUAUAUAGCUUUAAGGUUGAUUUUCCCUCAAUCAUUCAACAUUAAUGAUCCUGUAUAUUUUGUAGAGCCCGACUUUGUUAUAACUUUCUAAAAAAAAACUACAAAGUACUACUAAAAAGUAUUUCAUUAUUAUUUUCUUAAGAAAAAAGUUUUUUUAUAUCGUGUUUUAAAAAUCUUGGUAUUUUGUGUUUUUUUUUUUUUAGAAAAUUAUAACUAAUUUGGGCUUUUAAAAUUUAUAUUGAUUAUUCCAAAUAUUUUGCUUGAACACAAUUAUUAUUCGAUUGAUUUGCUCGUCAACUGUCAAUAUUUUUCAAAUUGCAAGUCCUGUUAUAAUAUAACUGAAUGCUGGUCAUACUAACAAAUGAAGAAAAAUGAAAAUCACAUAGAAAUGAGCUGUUUUUGUCGACAAUUUUAUUUCGUUAUGUAGGGCCUUAGUUCACCGACAACGUAAAACGUCUCUUUUUCUUCAAACAAAUGCUUACUUUGAAAAUUGAACUUCACAAUUUAUAGUAAAUCGUUGUUUUAAGAAAACUCAGGAUCUUAUUGUCGGUGAACUUGGGGCUAGUUCAAAUAUUUUAGAGACAUGUCGGUGAAAAUUCAUUCAGGACAGCCUCAAAGUUUAACAUGAAAUAAAAAAUAUUGUAACUCGUUCAAAAGUAUCAAAAUUGUUUACCCAGAGGUAUGAAAUGUAAACGCAUGCAACUUAGUUUUGGUUGAAGAAACAGAAAUUAUACAAUUAUUGUUUUUUUUAACAAUGAAUUCGUUUUGUAUGUGAUCUAUUCGGUAUCAUGAUUUUUGUGAGUGAUUACUAGUUUAAAGUAUAAACUUGCUCGUGAAAUCUACUGCCAAAACUAAGUUCUGAAGUUCUCUAAAACUGAAAUAUGUAAUGCGCCAUCCAGACUUGCAACUUUAAGGACGUAAAUGAUCUUACAAAGUUCAAAAUAUCUUUUUAGUAUUGUACGUUAGUUGUAAGUCUUACUAUCGCCCUUUUAGUUUAGUUUAGUUGAUUCCUCUUCCAUUUAGCGAUAAUUAAGUUUUUUAUUAUUAUUAAUUAUCUAUAAUUUGUUGUCUAUGCGUACUAUGUAGGUCUAUUUUAAGAUUUUUUUAAAAAGGUACGCAUUCACCUGUAAUUUAUUCACAUCGAUGCUCACUACCGAUGAAUGGUUCGAUUAGACACUCAUGUAUCCUGGAGAUUGUGUACAAAAUGAGGCUUUUUGUUAUUUUAUUUUUUGUUUUUGUCAAUGGCAACCCCAGCAGCCUAUGUAACAUAGAGCAUUUGUUUUCUUUUCCUGUUCAAAUGCAUAGAUUAAAAUAUAACUACAAGAAAGGUCUAAUUAUAAAAAUGAAUAAUAUUAAUUAAAUAUAAAUGUGCCAUUCAUUUUGCUAA